UUUUUGUGCUCAAAAAUUGCAUUUGUUAUCUUGUGAUCGAGAAAUCUGUCUCGUUGUGACGUUAUCUCGUGAAAGUAGAUGUGUUAUCAUGGCAAAACGGGCAAACAAAAGUAAGGUAGGCCCUUUGUGGCCUCCGUACAAUCUGCAACUAUUGAAGAAACAAAUUAAUUCAAGAGAAAAACAAUGUUACUUUGAUUGGUUUAACAAGAACAAAAGCUGGAGUAAUAUUUGGUCUCAGAGUUAGCCCUCGAGGAUGGGAUUCUUGUUUUUUUUUUGUUUGUUUUAUGUAAAAAUGUGAUUGGGAAAAAAGCACUAUAUUUUCUGUAUGUUUUCUUUGUACCACCAGGGUUAUUUUUCAGUAAUAAAAGAACUAUUUUGGCGUCUGUCCGCAGUGGAUUUUUUUCUAACUCUUUGUGUGUCCCUCCCCCGUUGUGAUCUUCGGACCCUCGGUGAAGGCAGAGCCGGGAGUUCGGAGGCGGAGACGACCGCUCCUCUCCUGGAUUCUCCCGCGGACUCCACUCCCGGUUUUCCGGGCGUCCAUCGGCUCUUCGCAGCCUCUAGCUGGUUUUUACUCAACUCUGUCCUGAUAUCACUCCGCUCGCAUGGUGGGGAAGCGGACCUGAUUAUUGUGAUGGUGGCAGGAGGCAGUGACUACAGACUUCCGCCACUGCUUCUCGCCCCCUUGUUUUGUGCCAUCGGGGCUUUUCAGUAGUCGCCUCUGGGCCGGACAACCGCGGGCGCUUGUUUUUGUUUUGGUGGAGGGAAAAAAGAAAACAAAAACAAACAAACAAAAAAAAACUCCGCAACAUCUUCGCCGGCGCUGAUUUCAAGGCUAAACCGAGUGAGAUGCAAGUUCACUGGGAAACUCCGGAGCCUGUUCGGUUGCGGCAGCAAAACUUUUUCUCAGCGGAGCAGCCGUGAAGGAAGCGGGGAGCGGGCUGCUCCUCUGCGGGACGGCUGGUGGGGCUCAGCGGCUGACAGUCCGCGGACGUUUGCUCGCUUUUUUCCCGUGGAGUUGUUGUUGUUGUUCGCAGCGUGGCAGCCGCUCGUGGUGUUUGGGUCAGCCCGGCGGUUUUUAUUUGAUUUCCAACACAAGAGGAGGAGGAAGAAGAAGAAAAAGAAGCUCAGCGGACCAUUCAAACCUGCCCGGCGGUUCUCUGCUCCUUCCUCCCCGUGCCUUCCGUGUGGGUUGGCCGGCUGCGCGGGGACCUUUCGCCGCGGAGAGGUGGCCGGAGGAGGCGGCGGCGGCGUGCUUAAUAACUGGGAGAAAAGUUCCUCCAAAAUAGCAGCCACUCGGCGCGGUGAUGGGGGACUUCGCCUCCCCCGCUGCCGGACCCAACGGUGGUCUCUGCAUCAACAGCGGCAUGAACCCGGGCAGCGGGAGCGUGGUGGGCGCCGGGGCGGUGGGCAUACCUAAGCACAGCACGGUGGUGGAGCGGCUGCGGCAGCGGAUCGAGGGCUGCCGGAGGCACCACGUCAGCUGCGAGAACCGGUACCAGCAGGCGCACGCCGAGCAGCUGGAGAUCGAGCGGAGGGAGACGGUCAGCCUGUUCCAGCGGACUCUGGAGCAGAGAGCCAAGAAGUCCGGCGGCGGCGGCGGCGGCGGCGGAAGCAAGCCCAGCAAACAGCCGGAGCCGGACUCCGCGACCUCCACGGAGCAGAGGAAUAACACGCUGAUCGCGCUCCAGGAGACCGUCAAGAGGAAGCUGGACAGUGCACGAUCACCCCUGAACGGAGAGCAGAACGGCAUCUGCGACGGAGGCAGCUACUCACCGACCAGCAAGCGGGUACGGAAGGACGGCUCUGGAGGUUUGGAUUCCCUGACGGGCCUCCCAAACAGCAACAACAAUGUGCCACCCAUCUCUCCUCUCCAUCAUCAAAUGGACAUAAAGCCCCUAAUCAGCGGGCCCAACACUUCAACUGGAAACAGCAGUACGAACACCAACGGCACCCAUUCGGGCCGGGCAUCAGACGAGCUGGGAAAGAACGGCAUCAGCCAUCUGUCAGACAGGAAGCUGAACGGCUCCUUGGACUUGGAGGACAGUUUUGGCCUCCUAAAAGAUCUAAAGCAGGAGCCGCUAGAUGAUGGAGGAGGAAUGGAGUCCUCUGACCCCCAGUCUCUGUCCAAUCAGAAUAAACUGUUCUCUGAUAUAAACCUCAAUGACCAGGAGUGGCAGGAGCUGAUCGAUGAGCUGGCCAACACCGUUCCGGAGGACGACAUGCACGACCUCUUUAACGAGGACUUUGAGGACAAGAAGGAGGCCGAUUUUGGCAGACCCACAAACAAUCCAACACCGGGUCCACAGGAACCAACUGGGAAUUCAACGGCACCUGGAGGCUCAGCGUCGACAGCCGGACUCCCACCUCCCCCUCAGCCUCCACAGGGAGUUUCACAGGUUCCCAUUGGUUCACCACAGGUGAGACCAUCAUCAUCCGGUCCUCAGUUUGCAACCACUGCCAAUGGAACACCUCCUCAGCAACCUCUGCAGCAGUCACCAGCGGUUGCUAUGGUUUCCGGCUCGCCAUUGCACAACUGCGUUGCUCGUUCUCCUCAGACACCAACUCAGGCUCAGACACAAGCAGUGUCGAGGCCUGGGAAUGGAUUCAUGAUGAACCCAGGGCAGGGCGUCAAUCAAGCAGGCACUGGUCCUGGAGCAGCUAGUGUUGCCCCCGGAGGUCAGCCUGUGGGGCCAGUGACACCUGAACUUUCUCCAGCAGAGCAGCUAAAGGCAAUGGCCCAGCAAUGUGCUAAACGGCUACAUCAGAAGCAGCAGCAAGCAGCCAACUGGUCUCCCGCAGGUGCUCCAACGAGUCCUUAUAACUCUGGUCCCUUUAAUCAAGACAAACCUAACAGCCCCAUGAUGUAUGCACCGCAAGCCUUUAACACACCACAGGGCCCUCUAGUGUCUGGAAUGGCUCCCAACAAUGGGCCAAAAGCACCCAUGAACAACUACCUCCCUCACAACCACAUGGGUAUGAUGGGUCAACAACAGCCUAACAGCAUAAACCAGAAUGCCCUGUCCAAGCAGCAGCAGCAGCAGCAGCAAACGGCAGCCAUGUUGUCGUACAACAACACCAAACCACUGACACAUUUCACUGGCAGUGGGGUGGAUCACAUGGGUCAGAGGAUGACUCCCCCCAUGGGGGGUAACAGUCAAGUCAAGAACCCUAUGAUGACACCUUACAUGAGUGGCGCAGGAGGUGGCGGGCAAGGCGCAGGGCCAUGCCCGACACAGGGGCCAAUCCCAGGUCAGACAGCCCACCCCAGUGAGGACCACAAGAGGAUUAUGAUGAUGAAACAAAAACCAAUGAACCAGACCAUACCCUACAGCUCCAUGCAGCACGCUCAGGACCAAAGUAUGGGAGGAAUGUCACGACCGCCCGGUGCCAUCCCACCUCCCCACCCUGCAGGGGGUGUCGCCACUGGUGUGGGACCCAACCAGGGGUCAGGACCGCCCCCUGGCUACCUGGCCAACCAGCAGCAGGCAGCUAUGAUGAAGAAGAUGGCCAUGGAGCAGGGGAAGAGGGCGCAGAUGCAGAUGAUGGAGCAGCAUAGGAAGCAGCAGCUGCUGGCCGAGCAGCUUCAGCAACAACAUCAUCUCCCCAGACAGAUGGGCCAAGGCCAGAGGAAUUCCUACCCCCAAGUCAAUCAGUACCAAGGGCCUGCCCAAGAUCUGGCAUCCAGGAACCAACCCCUCCAGAGCAUUCGGGCUGCACACCUCCUACAGCAGCAGCGACAGCAGCAGCAAAUGGUCCAGAUGAGUUCUGUUCAGGGCCCGGGGGGCUCCGUUGGACCUCAGUCUGAAAUGGGACUACCUUAUGGCACCCAGGGAUCUAACCAGAGUUCCCUGUAUGGGCUCAACCCGUCCAUGAGCCAAAUGAUACACCAGCAGCAGCAGCAUCAGAGCCAAAGCGUCCAAGCCUCUAUGGGUCUUCCACAGCACAAUCCUGUGGGGCCUCCUCGGCAGGCAGGUGCAGGUCCUGGGGUGGGAGGCAUGCCUGGAGGCCCCGGGGGUGGUGCUCCUGGAUAUGGAGGGCCAGGCAUGUUAAUAAACUCUAUGACGCAGCAGCCCCUUAAAGGCCCUCCUAAUGCCAAAGCUCAAGCUCAAAGACUGCAAAGCAUGCUGGGUGGUGGAGGGAUUGCGGGCGGUGGCUGGUCGCAACAGCAAGGACAGAGUCUUCAGGCCAUGGGGGGAGCAGUAGGAAGGACUACAGGGGGAGGAGGCGGAGACGUGGUGGGAUUCAGUUCUGCCCAGGGUUAUGGAAUGCAGCCUAAUCAACCCCCUCGCAUGGCCAAGCAACACUUUCCGGGCCCCGGACAGGCACUGAGCCAGGGCAUGGACCCCAGGGUGGGAAACCCAGCUGCGGGGAUGGGGGGACCAAUGAUGGGCCCUCACAUGGGUGGACAGCCCAGGACCAACCAGCCCCGACCUAUGGUCAUGAACCAAGGAAUGAACCAAGGAAUGAUGGGGCAGGGAAUGGCUUCAAUGGGGGGGUUUGGGCCGGGUCCUGGAGGGCCAGGAAUGGGGGCGGGGGGGGGAGGCGGCGGACCUUACGGACCCGUAGGAGUUGGGGUUGGAGGUCAGUCACAGGGCUACCAGAGGACUGCCAACCAGGACAUGUCAUCGUAUGGAUACGGGGGCGGGUCCUCAGACGGGGUAGCGUUUGGUUUGGGGGACGGCUCGGGGGUGGAGCUAGACUCCAGCGACGGUUGGAUGGAACAGUUGUUCCCGAAUCAAUAGCCAAUGAGAACAGUUUUAGCAGAAAGACUGGACACACGUUUAAAGAGAAAAUGACCGUAUGGACAGACAUGGUUUCGAUUUGUUCUCCCAGAGGAAGAUUCUGAACUGGUUGUGUUGUUUUGUGUGUUUGUAUGUGUGUGUGUGUGAGAGAGGAAAAAGCUGUCAAUGUCUUGUGUGUAAUAAUGAAAACCCAAUAUAGAGAUUAAUAGGUGUAUUUCAUUGCUAUCCCCCCCCCGAUUGAAAUGAAUUUCCUCCUGCAGCAGAGUUUGAAACGGAGCCCCACUUAGAGCGCAGAGCGUCGAGGCGGAUUGAAAAGUGCCGACUGGUGACGGGGGAGGCAAGCUCGUUCCCAAGACAGCAAUUCAUUUGUGUUUGUGCCACCCAGCUCAGCGCUCCACACCUCUCAACUAUGUGAGGAGCUGAGGGGAGUAGACAGCACCGCCACUGCUCCCAUUUCCUCUCAGAUUUGUGCCCCUCCAUAUAACCCCCCCCCCAACACUCCUCACUUUCUAAUUCUCUUUCCCAUCCUCCCUCUAGAGACUCAUCCACCACUUUCGACGCUCUUUUUCGGUUCAAAUUGUGCACAUCACAGCAGAACAAAUAAUUUCCUCUCUUGUGCAACAUAAGUGCACUCUGUCCGCCGAUGCUUUUGCUUGAAAACAGGACCCGGGUGGCAUUUGGUGGAGGGGCAGGGGGUUAUUUUCCCUGCAUUGUGUCUCUUUGGAUGAUGAGUGUGCAUCUGGAGGGACACAAAAGAUGUAAAAAGCAAAAAAAAAAAGGUUUGAGUGUGUGUGGAGGGAGGGGCAGCUAAAACCAGUGCUUUGAUUGAAAAGGCAUAACCAAGCAUGUGGAAGACAACAAAACAACAAACAAGCAUCAACCUGGGAGAAUGUGCGGAUGUUUGAGUGGCAGCUAGGAGAGCUAACGUCACGUCUGUGGGACGCAAGCCACGUCGCAAAACGAUUGCUGCGCACCGAAUGUAUUCAAGCACCACAAGUGGCUUCUUCUUUUAAAGAAAACAAGGUUUUUGUUGGUUGCUGUUGUUACUCUACAGUAAUGCUGAUUGUUUGUUUUUUUUGUCGGAGUAAAUAGUAAAAAAAAAAAAAAAAAAAGUCAGGUCGUGUCUUUUGAGAAUUUGUUUGUCCUUCCAUCACAGCGCAGUCUUUCUUUGCAUCGUAGCUCCUCCUGUUGCAGCUGAGAAGGGCUUUACUGAAAGACUUGACCCCCAUCCAGAACUUAAGGGCCGAUUUAUACUUCAUAGCCCUUUGCAAACGCGCGGCUAGCAAGGCUAUCGGAAGGGAUUCGCCCCAAUCGCUGCAAACUGGAGAUGGAUAUUAUUUCCUUCUGACUCAGUUCCAAAAACAUUAAAGAAACACAACAUUUUCCCUGCAUAUUUACUUUCUAAGACAACUAUGACUAUAUUCCAUUAAGAUGUGGAGCAGGUGGCAAAUCUUUUCAAAUUCAACUUUUUGUAAAAAUAUAUACGGUAAUUUGGCAUGUCGAUGCUUUUAGAAAACUGAUGUACCACCUACCUUGUCUUGUCUGCUCCAUUAAUUAACCACAAACGUAUUUAUAUAGAUGUAAGCAUCUCAAGAAAAACUUUGCAUAAAAAGCAGAAUCUGAAAGAUCCAUAAAUAUCACUAUUUAAUGUACAUCAUCAGGCUUGGAAAGUAUAAACUGUGCUCAGAAGUUUUAGGCAAUUGUCGCAGACAGUCGCAAGCGAAACCGGCCGACCUUAGUAUGAACCAGACCGCACAAUUGCGGUAGGGACGCAAUGCGUUUAAUGCAAUAGCCAUGAAGUAUAAACUGGCCUUUAGAAGGAAAAAAAUGAACUGCUAAGCUUGGAGUUUCAUGAGAAAGCCCAGCUGAUUAGGCCUAAAUAAUCAGUUUCCCCUGAAGUGGGCUCCUCUGCCUGAACAAACCUGUGGGCUUUCAUUCACCCUGUGGGAGCUGUCCACUCCUUUGCCCUCAUGUCUGAGUAACGCAUGUGUCAAAUAGGUUUAAGCACAAUUGUACUUGUGGACAUAUUUCCAUCUCUGUCUUGUAAUCUCGAGUAAAAGAAGUGUGACGGCGUGUCUGUAAUUGUUUUUGCAUUUCAGCUCUUUUUCCAGGAUGUAAUCAACAAAACCAAAAGGCCUUCUUCUCUGUAAACUAGCUCUUUGCACCAUCUGUUUUCAUGCUUGUUGAUGUCGUCGUAAUCCAACCCUUUAAACUAGCUCUGAUCCCCGCAUCCGUCGUCCUGAGGCUCUGUGUUUGUCAGGUUGGGGUGGAGCAGACGUUCUCCGUCUCACUGUGAGAACUCUCAACGUUGAGGCCGGACCGUAGCCAGGUUUUUUUUUCUCUUUGAAGCGGGUAAACUGGACUAGUAAUCCAAAUCCAGUUUACCUGAAUGACCUCUCUGACUGUUGCAGAGUAAAGGAACUCGUCCCGUCACGCUUUGAUUCAGGCAGCCUCGCGUUCGUGUGGCUAACCCCCCCCAAAGUGUUAGUCCAUCCGUAAAAGUAUGGGAUUCCUUUCCUUCCUUCCUGGGACCAAGUCUGUAGACAGCAUUUCAACAGAAAAAAUAGUUGUUAUUGAUGUUCUUUGUUUAUUUUAGUUUAGUUUUUUCUUUUUUUUUUUUUACUGGUGCUGACAUACAUGUGAUUAUGAGGAAAAAGUAUAUAAAAGAUGGCUAUUUGUAAAUAUGUUUUUACAGGUUUAAAUACAUCAAAUAUUACAGUCUCUACUCUGUAAAGAAUUUACUGUUUGUUGAAAAAUAGAGAAGUAUUUUUAUUUGUAAGUUUUUCGUUUCACUUUUAACCCAUCUGAACUAUGCCAUUGCACUUCAGAAAAUGUCUUACUACUAAUUUGUAUUGUAAACCUCCUCUGUGUUUUAUGGGAUUUUUGUUUUGAAGUUUUUUGUUUGAGCUUUUGCUCGGUUCUCAAGCAGUGCUUCUUUGUUUUUGUUUUUCUGUACAGAAUAUGAAAUGUUAACAAAAGACAAUUACAAAAGGACUUUUUUGGUUGUUGUUUUUGAAAGGAUACAAUAAAGAGAGAAUGUUCUCGCUGAUCAUAUCAAAUGAAA
Molecule: messenger RNA, 7806 nt
Organism: Oryzias latipes (Japanese medaka)
Lineage: Eukaryota; Metazoa; Chordata; Actinopteri; Beloniformes; Adrianichthyidae
Gene: maml3
Product: mastermind-like transcriptional coactivator 3
Biological process (GO): positive regulation of transcription of Notch receptor target; Notch signaling pathway
Cellular component (GO): nuclear speck; nucleoplasm
Molecular function (GO): transcription coactivator activity
Source: RefSeq, a predicted model, not a curated record